Messenger RNA from Lolium rigidum, 1992 nucleotides. RefSeq names its product cyclic nucleotide-gated ion channel 4-like. NCBI's taxonomy places the organism in Eukaryota, Viridiplantae, Streptophyta, Magnoliopsida, Poales, Poaceae. Gene Ontology annotation, biological process: transmembrane transport; monoatomic ion transport. Gene Ontology annotation, molecular function: monoatomic ion channel activity. The transcript is spliced from 7 exons. The record is from RefSeq and is a predicted model, not a curated record. Gene Ontology annotation, cellular component: membrane. The coding region runs from base 1 to 1992 and encodes 663 amino acids.
AUGCCGACCGCCGCGUCCACCACGUCGUCGUCUUCCGCCGCCGCGUCGCCCCACGGCGGCGGCGCCGCGCGGAGGGCAGGAGGGUACCAGCGAGAGAAGAGCUCGCCGGGCCGCGGGCGGCGCCGGCUGGCCGCGUGGGCGUCGAUCGACCCCCGGGCGAGGUGGGCGCGGGAGUGGGACCGCGCCUACCUGCUGGCCUGCGCGGCGGGGCUCGUGGUCGACCCGCUCUUCCUCUACUCCGUGUCCCUGAGCGGCUCGCUGAUGUGCGUCUUCGUCGACGGCUGGUUCGCCGCGUCGGUCACCGCGCUCCGGUGCAUGGUGGACACCGUGCACGUCUGGAACCUGCUCAUGCGGCUCCGGAUGGCGUGCGCGCCGGAUCAGGAGGAGGAGGACGUGGACGAGGAGGCCAAGCUGCAGGAGGCGGUGCCGGCGGCUCAGGUGCCAAAAUCCAAGAGAGGGCUCUUCUUGGACGUCUUCGUCAUCCUUCCGGUGAUGCAGGUGGUGACCUGGGUGGGCAUCCCGGCGAUGAUCCGCGCGGGGUCGACGACGUCGGUGAUGACGGUGCUGCUGGUGGCGUUCCUGUUCGAGUACCUGCCCAAGCUCUACCACUCGGCCCGCUUCCUCCGGCGGAUGCGGAACGUGUCCGGCUACAUCUUCGGCACCAUCUGGUGGGGCAUCGCGCUCAACCUCAUGGCCUACUUCGUCGCCGCUCACGCAGUGGGCGCGUGCUGGUACUUGCUGGGGGCGCAGCGGGCCACCAAGUGCCUGAGGGAGCAGUACUGCGACGACGGGCGCGGCGGGUGCGCGGCCGCGGCGCUGGCGUGCGCGCGGCCGCUCUACUACGGCGGCGGCAGCGGCGGCUCUACGACGGCGGUGGGCGCGGACAGGCUCCAGUGGGCCGGCAACUCCAGCGCCAGGGCGACGUGCCUGGACAGCGGCGACGACUACGAGUACGGGGCGUACAAGUGGACCGUCAUGCUGGUGGCCAACCCCAGCUGGGUCGAGAAGAUCCUCCUCCCGAUAUUCUGGGGCCUCAUGACGCUCAGUACUUUUGGGAACCUGGCGAGCACGACGGAGUGGUCGGAGAUCGUGUUCAACAUCAUCACCAUCACCGGCGGGCUCAUACUGGUCACCAUGCUCAUAGGUAACAUCAAGGUGUUCCUGAACGCGACGACGUCCAAGAAGCAGGCGAUGCACACUCGGCUGCGGAGCGUGGAGUGGUGGAUGAAGCGCAAGAACCUGCCGCAGAGCUUCCGGCACCGGGUCCGGCAGUACGAGCGGCAGCGCUGGGCAGCCACCCGCGGCGUGGACGAGUGCCGCAUCGUGCGCGACCUCCCGGAGGGCCUCCGCAGGGACAUCAAGUACCACCUCUGCCUCGACCUCGUCCGGCAGGUGCCGCUGUUCCAGCACAUGGACGACCUGGUGCUCGAGAACAUCUGCGACAGGGUCAAGUCGCUCGUCUUCCCCAAAGGAGAAGUGAUCGUCAGAGAAGGCGACCCAGUGCGGAGGAUGCUCUUCAUCGUGCGCGGCCACCUGCAGAGCAGCCAGGUGCUGCGGAACGGCGCCACGAGCUGCUGCAUGCUGGGCCCUGGCAACUUCAGCGGGGACGAGCUACUGUCGUGGUGCCUGCGCCGGCCCUUCCUGGAGCGGCUGCCGGCGUCGUCGUCGACGCUGGUCACCCUGGAGAGCACGGAGGCGUUCGGGCUGGAGGCCGCCGACGUCAAGUACGUCACGCAGCACUUCCGCUACACCUUCACCAACGAGAAGGUGCGCCGCAGCGCCCGCUACUACUCGCACGGGUGGCGCACCUGGGCCGCCGUGGCGGUGCAGCUGGCGUGGCGCCGGUACAAGCACCGCAAGACGCUCACCUCGCUGUCGUUUAUCCGGCCGCGCAGGCCGCUGUCGCGGUGCUCGUCGCUCGGGGAGGAGAAGCUGCGGCUCUACACCGCGCUGCUCACCUCGCCCAAGCCCAACCAGGACGACCUGCUGUAG